Messenger RNA from Pyricularia grisea, 312 nucleotides. RefSeq lists its product as uncharacterized. NCBI's taxonomy places the organism in Eukaryota, Fungi, Ascomycota, Sordariomycetes, Magnaporthales, Pyriculariaceae. The record is from RefSeq and is a predicted model, not a curated record. The transcript is spliced from 3 exons. Bases 58 to 312 code for a protein of 84 amino acids.
GCAUGUACAAGAAUUAGAGAAACAAAAUUCCGACUGGGAUUUGAGGGCCGAGAAAUAAUGGUGGGUGCCGGGCACAAACCUAAUCUACGAUCUGCGGUUGAUGUCAAGUGGCAGGAAACUCUCGACAAGCAAACCUGCGAAAAGUACAAUGAUUGCUUCGCUCGCCUGAUACAACAGAACUAUUAUUCAGCUGCGAGAGCUGAUAGUCAACGCCACGCCGCAUAUUUCCCUGCAAACGCGGAUGAAAUUUACAAGCAGAUCGAGGCAGCAAAAUGUAGGACUGCAGGGUAUGCCUCCCAGUUUUCAAAGUGA